CGGUCACAGGAGGCUGACGACGCUUCCUCACUUCCGGUUUUGUUUAAAAGUCUUUUUUUCUUAGUUUUUCAUCUUAUUUGUACAAACGGAAUUCAGAAACGACAGGAUACGAGAGCAUUAAAAAGUGAAUAUGAGUAAAAACGGGUGUAAAAAGAAGAGUUUGGGCGGAACAGACAGCUGAUCUGCUUCAUCCACAGGUAUGUCCCCCUGCGUUCACUCUGCUGCCCAGGAAUGUCUCACUGUUGUCGGCUCCGCAGGCUAACACUUUAGCCGAGCUUUAAACCGACAAACCGACACUUCACCCAGCGUGAGUGUCGUCGAGGUUAGUCGUCAAGGAAGGAGACAUUAAAACAACGCCAGCAGCUUUUAAUGGAGGAAAACUGAUUGUUCAACUAACGCAACAGUCACCCGAGCGAUUAACCGACUAACUGCGAGCGGGACAGCUGAACGGCAGCAGGAUGCCAGCAGGACCGGCUGCUUCCCAGACCAAAGUCCAGGGAGAGACUCCGUGGUUCUGACCACCAGGGUCACAUCGGCCCCUGGUGGUCACUCUUUAGAACUCAGUGAUGAGGCAGCGCUGGGUCCACAAACUGGGUUUCCAGUGAAGUCUGUUUGUGGAACAGCUUCAUCAAAACCGUACACUUUGUUCAGACAGAAGAAGCUGCUGUGACGCAGGUUUUAGUCCUGACCCAGUUUGGUGCUGUUUUUAGGCCACGUUUCCUCUGAGCUCAUCAAACACGUUCAGUCAGAGAAACCGCAGACUCUCCUCGGCUCCAGGUUUUGGUCCUGGAUCAUGUUUUCCUCCUGGUAACCCGAGCCUGUCAGAGAGAGAGGAGGCGAUGAGUGCGCAGUGACAGUCAGGCGUCCCAUUGGCCGAUGGUCCUGUCCGUCACAGGAAGUGUUUGUUGCAGCAGGAAAGGUGAGGUUUCCAACACUCACCUGAGGCAGAGUCCAGAGCAGCAGCUGCAGCGAUCGUCUCACACUAAGGCUCACGGUUGAGGUUCGGCGUCAUGCCGUCGUCGUGGUGUUUGGACCUGAGACGUGGGAUCCUGCGGCGGUACCGACAGGUCCCUCAAACCGAUUCGCUCAACUACGGACGAGGCUCAAACCACCGAGUUCUGGUCAAUUCUGGAGUGUGCGGCUGCUGUGGUCCACUGAGGCCACGGUACAAACGACUGGUGGACAAUAUCUUCCCUGAGGACCCCAAAGACGGCUUGAGUAAAUCAGACAUGGAGAAGUUGACCUUCUACGCUGUGUCGGCUCCAGAGAAACUGGACCGGAUCGGAGCUUAUCUGGCUGAGCGGCUGAGCAGGGAUGUGGUUCGACACCGAUACGGGUACGUGGUGAUCGCCAUGGAGGCUCUGGACCAGCUCCUCAUGGCCUGUCAUUCUCAGAGCAUCAAACCCUUCGUGGAGAGUUUCCUGCACAUGGUGGCCAAGCUGCUGGAGUCCAGAGAACCGGACCUGCAGGUUCUGGGAACCAAUUCAUUUGUGAAGUUCGCCAACAUCGAGGAGGACACGCCUUCGUACCACCGCCGCUACGACUUCUUCGUGUCCCAGUUCAGUGCCAUGUGUCACUCCACCCACGAGGACCCUGAGACCAGGACCAGGAUCCGUGUGGCAGGGAUCAAAGGUCUCCAGGGCGUGGUCAGGAAGACGGUGAACGACGAGCUGCAGGCCAUCAUCUGGGAACCACAGCACAUGGACAAACUCAUCCCCUCCAUGUUGUUCAACAUGCAGGAGAGUGAGGAGCUGGACAGGGCGGCUCAUCCUGGUACCCCCCCCCAGGGAGCAGGCCAGGACGGUGAGGAGAACCCAGCAGCACUGGCCGAGAGCUGCUUCAGAGAACUCCUGGGCCGAGCAGCCUACGGCAACAUGAACAACGCUGUCCGACCAGUCUUAGUUCACCUGGACAAUCACCACCUGUGGGAUCCAAAUGAGUUUGCAGUUUCUUGCUUCAGAAUCAUCAUGUACUCCAUCCAGGCACAGCACUCCCAUCACGUCAUCCAGCAAGUUCUCAAUCAUCUGGACACCCACAAGAGGACCACACCGAGGGUCAGAGCCGGCAUCGUCCAGGUGCUGCUGGAGACGGUGGCCAUCGCUGCAAAAGGGUCUGUGGGCCCCACAGUCCUGGAGGUCUUCAACACUCUGCUCAAACACCUGAGGAUGAGCGUGGACUUUGAACUGGGAGAGGGCUCCAGGAGGAACUCCUGCGCCUCCUCCUCGUCAGUCCGAGGCAGAGAGAGUGAGGAGCGAAUUGUCCAGAAUGCCAUCAUCCAGACGAUCGGUUUCUUUGGAGGGAAUCUUCCAGACUACCAGAGAGCGGAGGUUAUGAUGUUCAUCAUGGGUAAAGUUCCUGUUUUUGGAGCGCCGUGUCACACUCUGGACACGGUGAAGAUCGGGCCUCAGGGCACGAAGAGGAUCCAGACGAUGCUGCUCAGCUCCCUCAUCAUGGUGACCUCCGGGUUUCGGUCCAAGUCCAUGGCGGCGGCGCUGCCUCCGUCCUUCCUGGACCCGCUCUUCUCUCUGUCUCUGAUGGAGGACAGCGAGCUGCGGCAGCUGGUGCUGGAGAUUCUGCACAACAUCACGGAUCGCCACGACAACCGCGCCAAGCUCCGAGGCAUCAGGAUUAUUCCCAACGUGGCGGCGUUGAAGAUCAAACGGGAAAAGAUUUCCAAACAGGAUGUGGCGUUCAUGAAAAAGCACGGUCAGCAGAUUUACCGCCACAUCUACCUCGGCUGUAAAGAAGAAGACAACGUCCACAAGAACUUUGAGCUGCUCUUCACCACACUGGCCGUCCUGACCAUUGAGCUGGCCAAUGAGGACGUGGUCAUUGACCUGAUCCGCCUGGUCAUGGCUCUGCAGGACAUGGUUCUGACCAAUGAGGAGAACCUGCCCAUGUUGAACCGCUGCAGCGUCCUGGCCCUGGUGGCGGCGUACCUCAACUUCCUGAGCCAGAUGAUCGCUAACCCGCCGUUCUGUCAGCACGUUAGCAAGGUGAUCGAGCUGAGGAACAUGGACGCUCCGUACCUGCUGCCAGAACACGUCUUCAGGGACAAGAGUCGACUCCCUGACUCCCUGGAGAAGGAGGACAGACUCCUGUAUUUCCAGACUUCAGAUUUGGUGGACUGUCUUUCUGGACCAGGAUACAACGCCGAGAGACUAACUGUUCCCUACAUUCCUCAGGUCACAGAUGACGACCGUCUGACCAGGAGGAAGAGUCUUGUGGACACGGUGUCUCUGCAGGUGGACAUCAUGUCCAACAGUCUUCCAGACAAGUCCCAGCAGGCUGAGGAGAUCACCUUUGAGACCCUGAAGAAAGCCAUCGAUACCGGUGGUCUGGAGGAGCAGGAGCGCGAGCGACGGCGUCAGGUGAUGGAGAAGUUCCAGAAGGCUCCGUUUGAGGAACUGGCCGCCCACUGCGAGUCCAAGGCCAACCUCCUCCAGGACCGACUGGCUCAGAUCUUUGAACUCACCAUCCGGCCGCCGCCCAGUCCCUCUGGUGUGGUGUCCAUCACAACUGGACACGCCCAGCACCAGUCGGUACCAAUCUACGAGAUGAAGUUCCCGGAUUUAUGUGUCUACUGAGAAAACCCGCAAAUAUACUGAGGCCCCGACCCAAUCAGAACUGGGUCAAGCCCCGCCCCCGACCCAAUCAGAACUGGGUCAAGCCCCGCCCCUGACCCAAUCAGUUUUCCACCUCCCUGAAUCACAUGGUUGCUUCCUCCUCAUUGGAUGUUUCACUAGAGCUUCACACGAUGUCGUAAAUAUUUUUGUACAUGUGAUCGUUUCGUUGGCUGGUACAGAUUCAAACAUCAGGAGAAGAAGAGGAACGGUACAUUUCAAAUGUAAAAUAAUGACUUACUAAAUAUACGGUAGCUAGCCUUAGACGACGUUAGGCUAGUCUCCACAUCGUUAAAGUUUUUUGUAGACCAUGUUGAAUGUGAGAAACAUUUUUCACCAGCAUUUAAAGAAUAGUUCAGAUAAUCAGUGACUUUAGCUUCACCACUGCCCCCGGUGGUCAGUUUGUGUUACUGACAGACAGUGCUGAGUCUCUGUGAUUCAAAAUCACUGAUUUUGUUUCGUGUUAUUCUCCAUCGAUUGAAAAAUCCUGAGCUACGUCGAAAUAAACGGUCGAAAAAA
This is a messenger RNA of Cynoglossus semilaevis (tongue sole), 4142 nucleotides long. It is a transcript of the gene efr3a, whose product is annotated as EFR3 homolog A (S. cerevisiae). Lineage: Eukaryota; Metazoa; Chordata; Actinopteri; Pleuronectiformes; Cynoglossidae. Gene Ontology annotation, biological process: protein localization to plasma membrane. Gene Ontology annotation, cellular component: plasma membrane. The transcript has 26 exons. The coding region runs from base 1011 to 3587 and encodes 858 amino acids. The record is from RefSeq and is a predicted model, not a curated record.